AUGUCUGAUUACAAGCCGACCGAGCACGACGGUCUUCGCAAGGACGGCCGGCCAGACCAGAGAGUCAACACUGGCGAGUUCGCCGCCGGCAAAGUCGAUCCUCACGAAGCCGGCAAGCAAGGUGGCCACACAUCAGGCGGCGGCACCAGUGGAGGCGACAGCGACAGCAGCUCUGGUGGCGGCGGGAAGGGCCAGUUCGCGGGAGGAAAGGUCGAUCCUGUUGAGGCUGGGAAGAAGGGCGGUGCUACGCAGCAGAAGGAUUAG
This is a messenger RNA of Saxophila tyrrhenica, 264 nucleotides long. RefSeq lists its product as uncharacterized. The record is from RefSeq and is a predicted model, not a curated record. Lineage: Eukaryota; Fungi; Ascomycota; Dothideomycetes; Mycosphaerellales; Extremaceae. The transcript is spliced from 3 exons. Bases 1 to 264 code for a protein of 87 amino acids.